This is a messenger RNA of Labeo rohita (rohu), 2548 nucleotides long. Its product is annotated as tripartite motif-containing protein 16. The transcript is spliced from 9 exons. Gene Ontology annotation, molecular function: zinc ion binding; protein binding. Lineage: Eukaryota; Metazoa; Chordata; Actinopteri; Cypriniformes; Cyprinidae. The record is from RefSeq and is a predicted model, not a curated record. Bases 73 to 2031 code for a protein of 652 amino acids.
GUUUUCUCUCUGUCUCUGAGUGGAUGUGUCGUGCGGGUGUGCUGCGAAACAAUUGUGAAUCGGUGAAGGACAAUGGAAUCUUUACAAGAGCUUCUUGUGAACUCACUGGAGGAACUGGAAGACGCUAAAUUGAAGAAGUUUCAGUGGCACUUAAACAAUGAUCAUGAGGGUAUACGAAAGAGUGAAAUGGAGAAUGCAGAUAGGUUAAAAACAGUGGAUAUGAUGGUGGGCUGUUUUGGUCCAAAAGAAGCUGUGAAGAUCACUGUGGACGUCCUGAGGAAGAUACAGCAGAAACAUCUGGCUGAAGACCUGGCAAACAAAUACAAACAAACUCAGGAUCAGGACAGUAUGAAGACAUCUGCUCCUGUUGCAGCUGAUUCAUAUAUGGGUAACAUGGCAGAAGCCAGAAUCUCAGUGUGUCAAGUGUGUCAAGUGUGUCUCCUGAAGGAUCCAGUGAUCAUCCAGUGUGGACACAGUUACUGUAAGAGCUGUAUUACAGGCUGCUGGAAUCAGGAGGAUCAGAUGAGAGUCUACAGCUGCCCUCAGUGCAGACAGACCUUCAGUCCAAGACUUGCUUUAGGUAGAAACAACAUGCUGACUGAACUGGUAGAUAAAUUGAAGAUAACCAAACUUCUCGCUGACUGUUACGCUGGAGAUGUGCAGUGUGACGUCUGUACUGUCAAGUCCUGUCUGAUGUGUCUUAACUCUCACUGUCAGAAUCACCUUGAACAACAUGAGAGUUUCUUCAAAGGAAAGAGACACAAUGUGACUGAAGCCACCGGACGACUGCAGGAGAUGAUCUGCCAGAAACACAAGAAGAUCCUUGAGGUUUUCUGUCACACUGACCAGAAAUGUAUAUGUGUGCUGUGUUCAAUGGAUGAGCAUAAAAACCACAACACUUUAUCAGCUGCAGCACAGAGGACAGAGAAACAGCACCAGCUGAAGGAGAUGCAGAAGACGUUCCAGCAGAGAAUCCAGCAGAGAGAGGAAUAUCUUCAGAAGCUGAGAAAGGCUGUGGAGUCUUAUAAGCGCUCUGCACAGACAGCAGUGGAGGACAGUGAGAGGAUCUUUACUGAGCUCAUCCGCUCCAUUGAGAGAAGCCGCUCUGAGCUGAUACGGCUGAUCAGAGAUCAGGAAAAGCGAGCGGUGAGUCGAGCUGAAGGACGACUGGAGCGACUGGAGCAGGAGAUCAAUGAUCUGAGGAGGAGAGACGCUGAGCUGGAGCAGCUUUCACACACACAGGAUCACAUCCAGUUCCUGCAGAGUUUCCAGUGUCUCUCAGCACCUCCUGAAUCUACAGACACACCCAAUAUGCCCUUCAUUUCUCUCUUUUCUUUUGAUGACAUGAGAGAAUGUGUCUGUCAGCUGAGAGACAAACUGGAGGAUUUCUGCAAAGAGGAGCUGAAGAAGAUCUCAGACAGAGUCACAUUCAACAACAUUGUUCCUGGGCCCAGGAACGACUUCCUACAAUAUUCCCAUCAGCUCACUCUGGAUCUGAACACAGUGAAUAAACGCCUCCGUCUGUCUGAGAACAACAGACUGAUUACUGUCACUGACACAGAUCAUCAGUAUCCUGAUCAUCCAGACAGAUUUGAUGUGUAUCCUCAGGUGUUGUGUAGAGAGAGUGUGUGUGGACGCUGUUACUGGGAGAUUGAGUGGAGUGGACGUUAUGUGUUAAUAUCAGUGUCAUAUAAGAGCAUCAGCAGGAAGGGACGGGGUCAUAAGUGUGUGUUUGGACAUAAUGAUCAGUCCUGGAGUUUGGUCUGCUCUCCUGACAGAUACGUAUUCAUACACAAUAAGAUACAGUCUCGUCUCCCUGUAAAGUCCAUCAGCAGUGGAAUAGGAGUGUGUGAUGAUUAUGUCAGGAGAAUAGGAGUGUUUGUGGAUGUGAGUGCAGGAACUCUGUCCUUCUACAGCGUCUCGGAGACAAUGAGUCUCAUCCACACAGUCCGGACCACAUUUACUCAACCGCUCUAUCCUGGGUUUACUGUUUCCAUUGGAUCAUCAGUGAAACGGUGUCAUCCCUUUUAGUUGAUCACACAGAGGCUUCAGUAAAUGAUUUAUCCAAUAGAUCUAUUGUAAUUGUCAUUGUAACAGACAUUUUAAUGUGUUGAUUACUUUUCUAUAACUUCUAUUUCUACACUUUCCCUCCACUUCACAUCACAAUCAGCUCAGUUCAGAUGGUGUACUUUGCUUUUGUUGUAAUGCUGCAGGACCACAAAACAUUCAUGUCAAUAUUAGUUGUUAGAAAAAUGCAACAUACUAUGUCUUUUUUGUGUGGUAAGAUGUAAAACAAAUAUUGGUUCCUCAUACCAGUUAUCAGACAUAUAAACAUAACAUUUUUUUAUAUCAGUUAUUUAAAAAAACGGUCAAAUAUUGGUUACAUAAUUACUAUUUACUUACUACAGUACAAGCAAGUACAAAAAUGUAUCAACAAGCGUUUAUUAUUAUUAUUAUUAUUUUAUUAUAGUUUAAAUGGCUUUUUAAAAGUGUUUAGAUUUUUUUUUUAUCCUCUGAGGCUUUUAGAAGAAUGAUGUGCUUGCGUUGA